This is a messenger RNA of Talaromyces atroroseus, 1224 nucleotides long. RefSeq lists its product as hypothetical. The transcript has 3 exons. The record is from RefSeq and is a predicted model, not a curated record. The coding region runs from base 1 to 1224 and encodes 407 amino acids. NCBI's taxonomy places the organism in Eukaryota, Fungi, Ascomycota, Eurotiomycetes, Eurotiales, Trichocomaceae.
AUGGAUGACCCAUACGUUUUUCGCAACAUCCUUCUCAUUGCUGGACUCCACUAUGCCUGGAACGUUGGCAAUUUGUCAUCUUUUGACUCGACGUUCCUUUUCCACAAGGUCCAGAGUAUCCGAACCAUCAAUACGUGGAUUGAAAAUCGUACCUCGUCAAGCCUAACGCUCUGUGUGAGGCACAUCGCCACUCUAUGCGUGGUAGAAUGCUGCCUUGGCAAUUUUUCGACCGCGGAGACACACUUGGAUGGCCUCAUGCUACUAUUGGACUCCAAGGAAGCCUAUGGAACGAUUCCGAGCACCCCAAAAGAGGAUUUGGAUGAAGAAUUUACUGAAAGGUAUCUGAUAAUGGCUUUUAAUCUCGUUCACAGUCUGAAAAGCCGCUUUGACGACUUUGUGAUAUCGACUCUCAAUCCGACCCUAUAUAGCAGGCACAUGGACCCUAAAGAAAUUGCCCAUCUCAUUCAUCAAUGGCAUACCCAAGAGGUUACUGGAAUUUUGCCCCGCCUUAGGGCGAUGAAUCUGUUUCCUUCCUUUUUAAGCCCCAUCUCUCCAGAAGUGCAAAUAAAAAAGAUCGACGUCCAGCCAAUCCUCGGUUGUAUGCAGGAAAUUACAGACGCGUUUGAAUUGCGUUACUCUGAGCUCUAUUAUGGCACUGGCUGUGCCUUACCAUACCAUCUGUGGGCUUCUGGUGGUCCGUCAAAGCUACUAUCGGCCGUAAUUGGUGCUCACAUAAGCUCGAUCACGGCUCAUACCAAUGAAAAUUUACGAUCCUCGGAAGGCAUCAAGUCCUCGUGGACCGGCAUCUGCGUCGCUGUGGGAUUGUACCUGACUAGUGUACUCGGCGUUUGGAAUCAGGGCUACCCGGCUGAGAAUCGGCUCCUACACCAUAUCCUGCGCAUUUUGAGACACGAUCUUGAAGAUAGUCUCGCUGAAGUUAUGAUAAAUGGCACAGCUGCACAAGACUUAUGGCUCUGGAAAGCGUUUCUUGGAGCGUUAAGUUUGGCUCAUGUCGUUACCGCGGCAGGCGUUGGGGUCUGCGAUGCAAGACUUUGGAAUCUCGUACCAGACUUUAACCACUAUAUCCAGAUUUGGGCUGGAACCACGCGAAUCAGCAUGUGGCAAAAUGCUAGACAUAGAUUAGAGAAUAUUGUUUUUCCUACACACUUUCAGCGGGAGGGCCUCGCGAAGGAAUUAUGGAAUCGGGCAUUAUCGGCAUCGUGA